AUGAGUCAACGUCUCCCGCGCACAACAUUCCGGCAGCAUUCCUACCGCCAAUUGACAAGAGUGAUACCCUCUGGUCGAGCGACAUUUUCACAAGCGCACGGAACCGAGUUCUCCUUCGCAGAUAUUCCAACCGAAAACAAAACGCCACAGACCCUGACGGAGAAGAUCGUGCAGCGCCAUGCUGUCGGCCUCCCAGAGGGAAAGCUCGUUCGGAGCGGCGACUACGUACAGAUCGAGCCCUACCGAUGUAUGUCUCACGACAACACCUGGCCAAUCGCCAAGAAGUUCAUGUCCAUGGGCGCCACCCAGGUCAAGGACCCCAAGCAGAUGGUUUUUGCACUCGAUCAUGACGUUCAGAACAAGACCGAGUCCAAUUUGAAGAAAUACGAGCAAAUUCAGGAAUUUGCAAAGAAGCAUGGUGUCGUGUUCUACCCGGCCGGCUAUUCAAUCGGUCACCAGGUCAUGGUGGAGGAGCUGUAUGUCUGGCCGGGCACAUUCGAUGUACUCAACCAUGCGGUUGAGUUCACCGGCUCUGAGGAGACAAUGUCUAGCAUAUCGGUGGAUAACAGACUUACAAUCAGUAAUAUGUCAACUGAGUGGUCUGCGCUUUCUGCAAUGUUCCCCAUAGACCGGACUCUGGAACGCUGGCUGCGAUACAAGGCCACAGAAGCAGCGAUGCACGAAAACAGGACAACAAGAGAACGAAUUACCCACGAAAAGAUUGACGAGCUUUACGCCAAUCCUGUCCAUGCCGAUCCCGGAGCACAUUAUGCAAAGCAGCUCUACCUCAAUCUCUCUACCCUAUCGCCUUAUAUCUCAGGACCCAACUCCGUCAAAAUCUCAACACCCCUCAACGAGCUCGCGCCGAAGAACAUCAAGGUAAACAAGGCAUACAUCGUGUCUUGUACCAAUUCUAGAGCCUCUGAUCUCGCUGCAGCCGCCAAGGUCUUCCAGGAUGCCGCAAAGGCGAAUGGCGGCAAGACCCCUAAGAUCGCAGACGGUGUCAAGAUGUAUAUUGCGGCAGCUUCAGUCCGUGAGCAGGAGAUCGCUGAAGAUCAAGGCAGUUGGCAGACCCUGCUCGAAGCUGGCAGUAUCCCACUCCCGGCCUCUUGUGGGCCUUGUAUCGGACUGGGAACUGGUCUCUUAGAACCCGGCGAGGUUGGAAUUUCGGCUUCGAAUCGUAACUUCAAGGGUCGAAUGGGCUCUCGAGAUGCUCUCGCGUACCUUGCCAGUCCUGAGGUUGUGGCCGCCAGCGCCCUCAAUGGCGUAAUUUCAGGCACGGGCGAAUAUGAGGUCCCAGAGAACUACUCGGGCGUGGACUACGGUUAUGGCACUGGUAUGCCUGCAACCACGGAAAGCGAGCUCGGCAACGCUCUGCAACAGCUCGAGUCACUUAUCGACCGGGUCGAGUCGUCCGUGGGUGGUGAUGACACCUCGAAGGCCACAACUCAGAUUCUUCCUGGCUUCCCCGAGAAGAUUACCGGUGAGAUUGUGUUCUGCGAUGCCGACAACCUCGACACAGAUAAUAUCUAUCCUGGAAAGUACACAUACCAGGACGACAUCACAAAGGAGGGCAUGGCAGCCGUCUGCAUGUCGAACUACGACCCGGAUUUCGGGUCAGUCGCCAAGCCCAAUGACAUUCUCGUCUCAGGGUUCAACUUUGGCUGCGGAUCCUCAAGAGAGCAGGCUGCGACAGCAAUCUUGGCCAAGCAAAUACCGCUCGUCGUGUCGGGCAGCUUCGGAAACAUCUUCUCGCGGAACAGCAUCAACAAUGCGCUCCUGGGUCUGGAGGUCCCGCGCCUCAUCGAGCGCCUUCGCGCCACCUUCACCCGCGAUGAGAAGACGCCAACCCGGCGGACAGGAUGGACUCUAACGUGGGACGUCGCUCGGAGCGUCGUCCAGGUGCAGGAGGGCGAGAAUGGGGAGCAGUGGGAGGAGAAGGUCGGCGAGUUUGCGGCCAACCUGCAGGACAUUGUCGCAAAGGGCGGCUUGACGGAGUGGACUAAGCACGAGAUCUCGAAGACGGAGUCAUAG
This is a messenger RNA of Diaporthe amygdali, 2034 nucleotides long. RefSeq names its product homoaconitase. NCBI's taxonomy places the organism in Eukaryota, Fungi, Ascomycota, Sordariomycetes, Diaporthales, Diaporthaceae. The transcript is spliced from 4 exons. The coding region runs from base 1 to 2034 and encodes 677 amino acids. Gene Ontology annotation, molecular function: 4 iron, 4 sulfur cluster binding; homoaconitate hydratase activity. The record is from RefSeq and is a predicted model, not a curated record. Gene Ontology annotation, biological process: L-lysine biosynthetic process.